This is a messenger RNA of Lottia gigantea (owl limpet), 1479 nucleotides long. RefSeq lists its product as hypothetical. The record is from RefSeq and is a predicted model, not a curated record. Gene Ontology annotation, cellular component: microtubule; cytoplasm. The transcript has 2 exons. Gene Ontology annotation, biological process: microtubule cytoskeleton organization; mitotic cell cycle. NCBI's taxonomy places the organism in Eukaryota, Metazoa, Mollusca, Gastropoda, Lottiidae. The coding region runs from base 70 to 1428 and encodes 452 amino acids. Gene Ontology annotation, molecular function: structural constituent of cytoskeleton; GTP binding.
UUACUGUUCAUUAGAACAUCUACAACAAGGUUUACAUUUCUCCUGUAAAAAGAAUAACCAAAUUUCAAAAUGCGCGAGGUCAUCUCUAUCCAUGUUGGUCAAGCUGGUGUCCAGAUAGGCAAUGCCUGUUGGGAGUUGUACUGUUUAGAACAUGGUAUCCAACCUGAUGGUCAGAUGCCUUCUGAUAAAACUAUUGGAGGUGGUGAUGAUUCCUUUAACACUUUCUUCAGCGAGACUGGGGCUGGUAAACAUGUUCCUAGAGCUGUAUUUGUGGAUCUAGAACCAACAGUAGUAGAUGAAGUCCGAACUGGUACUUAUCGUCAACUCUUCCAUCCUGAACAACUCAUCACUGGUAAAGAAGAUGCUGCUAAUAACUAUGCUAGAGGUCAUUACACUGUUGGUAAAGAACUGAUAGACUUGGUUCUUGACAGAACCAGGAAGCUAGCUGAUCAAUGUACUGGUCUUCAAGGAUUCCUCAUCUUCCACAGUUUUGGUGGUGGAACCGGAUCUGGUUUCUCUUCCUUAUUGAUGGAAAGAUUGAGUGUUGAUUAUGGGAAGAAGUCUAAAUUAGAGUUUGCAGUUUAUCCUGCUCCACAAGUUUCGACAGCUGUAGUAGAACCUUACAAUUCAAUUCUUACCACCCAUACUACAUUGGAACAUUCUGAUUGUGCUUUCAUGGUAGAUAAUGAAGCUAUUUAUGAUAUCUGUAGAAGAAAUCUGGAUAUUGAAAGACCAACUUACACCAAUUUAAACCGAUUGAUCGGACAAAUUGUUAGUUCUAUUACUGCAUCUCUACGAUUUGAUGGUGCUCUCAAUGUAGAUCUUACAGAAUUCCAGACCAACUUGGUACCUUAUCCACGUAUUCAUUUCCCUUUGGCUACCUAUGCUCCAGUUAUCUCUGCUGAAAAGGCUUACCACGAACAGCUAUCUGUGGCUGAAAUUACCAAUGCUUGUUUUGAACCAGCUAAUCAAAUGGUCAAAUGUGAUCCUCGCCAUGGUAAAUAUAUGGCUUGUUGUAUGUUGUAUCGCGGUGAUGUUGUACCCAAGGAUGUCAAUGCUGCUAUUGCCACGAUCAAGACUAAGAGAACCAUCCAAUUUGUCGACUGGUGCCCAACUGGUUUUAAAGUCGGUAUCAACUACCAACCACCAACUGUUGUACCAGGAGGUGAUUUAGCCAAGGUCCAGAGAGCUGUUUGUAUGUUAAGUAAUACCACUGCUAUAGCUGAAGCAUGGGCUCGUCUGGAUCAUAAAUUUGAUCUAAUGUAUGCUAAGAGAGCCUUCGUCCAUUGGUAUGUCGGUGAAGGUAUGGAAGAAGGUGAAUUCUCUGAAGCGAGAGAAGAUUUGGCUGCUCUUGAGAAAGAUUAUGAAGAAGUUGGAGUUGAUUCUGUUGAAGGUGAAGGAGAAGAAGGAGAGGGAGAAGAAUAUUAAACCAAUUUGUAAACAUUUAAUUAUACAAUAAACUCUGUUAUCUCACCCUUU